GAUACUGAUAUUGUUGUUUUGAUACAAUAUAUACAUCGAAUCAAGAGAAGCAAAAUUUGAGAUCACAAAACAUCUGUGACCACUUCUUGAUUUUAUUUUUUGCUGAUUCCUUCCCUUAAACAUACCCCCAACCGCCAACCUUCUUCAAAAUCUUUUUCUUCAGAAAUUCCAAGUAUCUUUCUUUUCCUUUAAAUACCCACAAACCACAUUGCUUUUUCUUUACACUUUGAUUAUAUUCUUGAUUCUUGUUUUCUUUCUUGCAUCUUCUUUUAUUAUCAUCCUUAUUAUUGUCAAGUGAAAAGAAUGGAUUUUUAUGCAUCUUCUUCAACAGAGGAACCCCAUGUUCUAGCUGUGGAUGACAAUCUUGUUGAUCGUAAACUUGUCGAGAGAUUGCUCAAGAAAUCCUCUUGCAAAGUGACUACUGCAGAAAAUGGUCUGAGGGCCUUGGAGUACUUGGGUUUGGGAGCUGAACAGGAGCAUUCUACAAAUGGCAAUGGAUCAAAGGUUAAUAUGAUAAUAACAGAUUACUGCAUGCCAGGAAUGACUGGUUAUGAGCUGCUUAAGAAAAUCAAGGAAUCGUCGAUUUUGAAGGAUGUACCAGUUGUGAUUAUGUCAUCUGAGAACAUCCCAACUCGAAUUGAUCAAUGCUUGGAAGAAGGAGCUCAGAUGUUCAUGUUAAAGCCUCUGAAACACUCGGAUGUCAAGAGAUUACGAUGUCAACUAAUGCAAUGCCAAGGAUGAAGUGACUCUUAUUUACUAUCUUCUAAAUGAAUUGAAAAAGAAGCUGAGAAUUGUUUUGCAUAUGAGGGAUGAUUAGGAGAGUUCUCAGAUUGAUAUAAAGUUUAAUUGACAUACACAGAACUAAUCUGUUGGGAUUUGGUAUCAUUUCUAAGUUAGUUAAAGGCUUAUAGCAUCAAGGGAUGCAUAUUCCCUUUCUGUCCACCUUAAAUAACAGGGGCAAAAUGGACUUGUUUGAUAACUUAGUCUAACUUUUCUAAAUUCUUGAUUGUUGUUCAUCAGAAUUGUCAAUACUAAUGCCUACAAUCUUCUUCUUCUGAA
Molecule: messenger RNA, 1059 nt
Organism: Nicotiana tabacum (common tobacco)
Lineage: Eukaryota; Viridiplantae; Streptophyta; Magnoliopsida; Solanales; Solanaceae
Product: two-component response regulator ARR17
Biological process (GO): phosphorelay signal transduction system; cytokinin-activated signaling pathway
Source: RefSeq, a predicted model, not a curated record